Molecule: messenger RNA, 1044 nt
Organism: Ascochyta rabiei
Lineage: Eukaryota; Fungi; Ascomycota; Dothideomycetes; Pleosporales; Didymellaceae
Exons: 1
Coding region: 1-1044 (347 amino acids)
Molecular function (GO): hydrolase activity
Source: RefSeq, a predicted model, not a curated record
AUGGAGGCCCUCAAAGCAGCAGAUGUGACCCACAGGAAUGGAGAAACGACUCACUACUACGAAGGCGGCACCGCAGAUGGUAUCCCACUGAUCUUCAUCCACGGCUGGCCUGACAUCGCAGAGACAUGGAAGCAUCAACUCAAGCACUUCUCGUCCGGAUCAGCUGGCUCCGAGUAUCGCGUUGUUGCUCCGGACCUGCGCGGAUACGGAGACUCCUCGGGCCCAAAGGACAAGCGUGCCUACUCCCUCCAAGUCCUGGUCAACGAGCUUGUCGAGUUUGCCGAGAAACUGGACAUCAAGAAAGCGGUGUGGAUUGGUCACGACUGGGGCUGUGGCGUCGUCAGUGCGCUCGCAGCUCACCACCCUGAGCUGUUCCUAGGACUGGUUGUCACCGCGGUGCCCUACCGAACGCUCGAGCUGGGACUCGACUACCUGAUCACACUAGUGAACCGGGACAUCUAUCCCGAAGAGGAAUACAAGUACGGCCAAUUCGAGUACAUGAAGUACUAUGAGCUCCACCCCGACGACAGCGUCAAGGCCUUUGAAGGAAUCGCCGAAAAGAUCACCAAAGCGCUAUACAUGCGCCACGAUCCAAGCAAGCAUGGCAAACCCAGUGCGGCGAUGAGCAGACAGAUCAAGGAUGGAGGCUGGUUUGGCGGCCAUCCCGAGAAAAUCCCGGACGUUCCGCUCGAGUACACUUCCCUCGACCAAUCGCUCUACGACAGUCUCCUCGCAAGCCACAAAAAGCACGGCUUCUUCCCGCCAACCGCGUACUAUCUGAACCACGAAGCCAACGCAGAGUACGCUAAGAGCGAGAAGAACGGUGGCACGCUGGAGUUCCCAGUGCUGUAUAUCGACGCGAAGCAUGAUGCUGUUUGCUCGCCAAGCGCAACGCCGAAGAUGGGUCAGAGUCAGAGAGAGGCGGUGAAGGAUUUGACAUACGAGACGAUUGAGAGCGGGCAUUGGGUGCAGCUGGAGAAGCCAGGGGAGGUGAACAAGGUGUUGGAGACGUGGUUGGACAACUCGAUACAAUUUCGAUGCUAG